Messenger RNA from Vigna radiata var. radiata (mung bean), 6120 nucleotides. Its product is annotated as protein NETWORKED 1A. Gene Ontology annotation, molecular function: actin filament binding. The transcript has 5 exons. The record is from RefSeq and is a predicted model, not a curated record. The coding region runs from base 681 to 5867 and encodes 1728 amino acids. NCBI's taxonomy places the organism in Eukaryota, Viridiplantae, Streptophyta, Magnoliopsida, Fabales, Fabaceae. Gene Ontology annotation, cellular component: plasma membrane.
AACGCUAAUUAUUAUAAUAAUCUCUCCAAAACAACAUGAUUAUUAACUAAACCACAGCACUCUUUUCCGUGCUCUGUGUUUGUACAUUCUCCUUUUUACAGUUGACGAGUCAUAUGUGUCAGAGCCGACACGACACAAUUCUAUAUUGCCAAUACCCCACUUCAAAGAUUGCCACUUUGUGUCUUCCAGAUUGAGAAAAUGGGGUAAGAUAGAAGUUUUGCAGCUGCUGGGGGUUCUGUUUUCAGCAUCACAGCUGCUGGUGAAGAUCCAGGCCUCAGAUUCCACCUUUCUUGGCUCUGUUUCAUCCCAAUUGCUCCAAAGAACCAUGCUUUUUAUGCUUUUCUAGACACCCAUUUGCUUCGUUUGAUGGUAUUUUGUUCCUUGAAGUGGUAGUUAAUCAAGAUCAUUCGCUUGUUCUCCCCAAUAUCAAAUUGUCUGAGCAGCUGAAACAAGAGGUUCCUUUCACUGAUCAGCUAAAGCUGUGUCCAAUCUGCCCGGUAAUAGAACGGAAAGAGUUUGCAACUUUCUAUACAGUACACAGAAUGGUGAAACAGUCCUGAAGAGUCUCAAAUUAGAAAGACGCUUGUGGUGGAAAUAUAUGAUCUUAUAGUCUAGCCUGUAUCUAGUAUUAGGCUUUUGGCAAAUCAAAACUAUUUGUGUUCUCAUAAUUUUCUGGAGUCAUGGCAACCUUGUCUCAUUCUGAGUCCCGGCGCUCAUAUUCUUGGUGGUGGGAUAGCCACCUACCAAAGAAUUCAAAAUGGCUUCAGGAAAACCUUGCAGACAUAGAUGCCAAAGUGAAAGCCAUGAUCAAGCUCAUUGAUGAGGAAGCAGAUUCAUUUGCAAGGAGGGCAGAAAUGUACUACAAGAAGCGGCCGGAGCUCAUGAAAUUAGUGGAGGAGUUCUACCGAGCAUACCGUGCUCUAGCAGAGAGAUACGAUCAUGCAAUGGGGGAGCUACGUCAUGCCCAUAAAACCAUGGCAGAAGCAUUUCCCAACCAAGCACAAUACAUGCUGAAUGAUGAUUCACCGUGUGUUGAAUCACACACACCAGGAGUUCCUUCUGCAUUAUAUUCUGAGUCUGAGCAUUCAGAGAAAGCAGAUGGUGAAGUUCAAACCUUGAGGAAAGCCCUGGCAAAAAUACAGUCUGACAAGGAUGCCAUCUUUCUUCAGUAUCAGAAUAGUAUGGAGAAGUUAUCUGAAAUGGAAAGCAAUCUUAAUAAGGCACAACAAAAUGCAGGAGGCCUUGAUGAAAGAGCGAGUAAAGCUGAAAUUGAAACUAAAGUUCUGAAGGAAGCUCUGGCACAGUUAAAAUCUGAGAAGGAUGCUGGUCAAGUUCAGUACAACCAGUGUCUAGAAAGUAUAGCUAAACUAGAGAAUAUGCUAUCUCUGGCGCAGAUGGACGCCAAGGAAUUUGAUGAGAAAUAUUCUACGGCUGAAAUCGAAGCAAAAAAGCUAAGGCAAGAACUCGGCCAAUUGGAAGCUCAGAAAGAUGCUGGUCUUCUUAAAUAUAAGCAGAAUCUUGAAAAGAUCUCUCUUCUGGAAGCCAGGAUAACCCAUGGUGAAGAGAACUCCCGGAUGUUAAGUGAGCAACUUGGAAGAGCAGAAGCAGAAAUUAAAGCACUGAGAAAAAAUCUUGCUGAAUUGACUGAAGAGAAAGAAUCAUUAGCUGUCCUUUACCAUCGAUGCUUGGAGAAAAUAUCUAAAAUGGAGAAUGAUAUUUCACGUGCCCAAGAAAAUUCCGAAAAGCUCAGCAGGGAGAUUGAGAAAGGCACUGAAAAGCUUAAGGCUGCAGAAGAAAAUUGUGAUACGUUGGAGAAAUCAAAUCAAUCUCUUCGACUGGAGGCUGAAAAUCUCUUGCAGAAGAUAGCCAUGAAGGAUCAGGCACUUUUAGAGAAGCAUGCUGAGUUAGAGAGGCUGGAGACUCUAAUGCACGAAGAGCACUCUCACUUUCUUGAAAUUGAAUCCACUCUGCAGACUCUGCAAAAGGUGUACUCCAAGUCACAACAGGAGCAAGGAACUCUUGUUAUGGAGCUUAAAUAUGGGCUUCAGUUGUUGAAGAACUUGGAGCUUUCCAAACCAGGUUUUAAGGAUGAAAUGCAAGAGAGCGUGGAAGAAAAUAGAAUGCUGAGUGAACUUACUUUCUCUUCCACUAGGUCAUUAUUCAGAAGACAGCAAAUGGAAAUCACUAAAUUAAAGGAGAUCAAAGAGAAGCUUGAACGAGAAUUCGUUGCAAACUCUGAAGAAAACGAUGCCCUCCAGCAGGAAGCUCAUCAAAUAAAGAAUGAUAUCCAGUACUUGAAUAAUAGAUACCAUGCUAUGCUGGAACAACUACAGACUUUAGGUUUGGAUCCUAAAGGUUUUGCAGCAUCUGUGAAAGAUUUACAAAACGAGAACGCAAAUCUAAAGGAGGUCUGCAAAGUGGAGCGUAAUGAGAAAGAAGCUCUUCGUGAAAAGUCAAAGGAUAUGGAUGAACUUUUGCUACAGAACGCCUUCAUGGAAUUUUCCCUUUCAAGUUUAAAUGAUGAACUGGAUGGAUUAAAAGCAACAGUGAAGAAAUUUCAAGAGUCUUGCCAUGUUCUCCGGGAAGAAAAAUCCACUGUCGUUGAUGAGAAAUCAGCUUUACUUUCACAGUUACAAAUAGUCACCGAAAGUAUGCAGAAGCUAUUGGAGAAGAAUGCCUUGCUGGAGAAGUCCCUGUCUGAUUCAAAGUUCGAGCUGGAAGGUUUGAAGGCAAAAUCAAGUGACUUGGAAGAGUUUUGCAAGUUGUUAAACGAUGAGAAGUACGAUCUUCUAAACGAAAGAAGCAUUCUAGUAUCUCAGUUGGAAAGCGUUGAGUUAAAGCUAAGUAACCUGGAAAAGAUGUUCACAAAACUAGAAGAAAAAUAUGCCGACUCGGAGAAGGACAAAGAAAGCACAUGCCAUCAAGUACGGGAGCUCCAUGCUUCAAUUUUGGUGCAAACGGAAAAGCAUGCUAAUCAUAAACAGUUAAGUGAAGUUCGACUGACAAAUUUGGAGAAUAUUUUUCAUGCACUACAGGAAGAACUUCGUUUGGGGAAGAUAGAAUUUGAAAAAGAAGUUGACAGAGCUGUAAAUGCUCAGGUCGAGAUGUUCAUUUUGCAAAGUUGUAUAGAAGAUCUGAAGGAGAAGAAUUUGGCCUUGAUAUCUGAAUGUGAAAAGCAUGCUGAGGCAUCAAAAUUUUGUAACAAAGUUAUCUCGGAGUUGGAGGCCGAAAACUUUAUGCAACUGAUAGAAGAAGAGGUUUUGUUAAAUGAAAUUAGAAAGCUUAAAAUGGCUAUUCAUCAAGUGUGUGGGGCUCUUCAGAUUGAUUCAUGUGAUGGUCAUGACAAAGGAACCAAGCAAGAGGAAAUACCAAUAUUGCAUAUUUUGGACAUCAUUGAGAGCUUCAAAAGUUCUUGUGUGAAAAGCCAAGAGGAGAAGCAGCAUCUCCUUCAGCAAAAUCGAUCUGAGAGAGAAAAAAUGGAGUCAGAGAAAAAUAUCAUGCUGCAAGAGUUUGAGAGCCUGAGAGAGAAGAACGCAAUGUUGCAGAAAGAGAAGGUUGAGCUCCUGGAGAAGAACAGCCAACUGAGGACUGCAGUGGCCAAUGGAGAAGAAAGAGCCAAUGCAUCAAAGUCCAAAUUGGCUGCUGUACGUGCAGAGUUGAAUGAUUUGCAAAGAACAAAUCAAUUGUUUCAGGAAGAAAAUAGUAAGAUCCUUGAGGAAAAGAAUUUACUGCUUAGGAGUGUUUUGGACCUAAAAGAUGCAAUUUCCGUGGCUGAAGAUGAAAACAGCAUGAUCCUACGAGAGGUACUAGCCCUAAGCAACCUCAACUUAGUUUAUGAACACCUUGUCUCCGACAAAGUCAUUGAGCAAAAAGCACUUUCUGAAUAUCUCAGCAGUAAUCUUAGCCGUUUAAACAGUGACCUUCAUCAGGAACUUGAUAUGUUAAGGAAAAAGAUUGAGGUGAAAGAAGCCGAGAAUGUUUAUCUGAAUGAGUCUACUGAGAGGAUGGAUAAAGAGCUGCAGGAAAUAAAAGGUGCAAAUUGCCGUUUAAGUCAUCAAGUUAAGAAUUCAGAGAAUCUUCUCGAGAAGAAGGACGUAGAGCUUCUAGAAAUGAUAAAAAGGCUGAGGGCUGCAGAGACAUUAAAUGAAGAGUUUUGCAGAUAUAUUGAGGAGCUGAAGAUGGAUCAAGAAGAAUCAAGAUUGACCAGAUUAAACCUUGACAGGCAGAUUCUUGAUCUAUCAGAAAAUUGCAUGAAUAAGAAAAAAGAAAUUGAACACCUUCAUGAAGAAAAUAGAAGCUUGAAGUCGGUGAUGAAAUCGUUAUCUCAAGAAGUUGAACAACACAAGGCUAAGGAGCAAACACUGAAUUCUGAGUUGUUGGCCAAAACAAAUGAAUUUCAGCUUUGGGAGGCUGAGGCUGCUGCGUUUUAUUUGCAGCUUCAGAUUUCAUCAAUUAGUGAAGAACUGUUGAAAAGCAAGGUCACUGAACUUACUGGAGUCUGCAAGAGACUUGACGAUGAAGGUGCUGGAAAAGACUUGGUGAUUGAACAGAUGAUAGAAAGGGUCAGUUUACUGGAAAACGAAAAUAGAGGGCUGAAGGGGCAAUUAUCUGCAUAUACUCCAACAGUUACUUCUUUAAAAGAGGAUUUUGCAUCUCUAGAGCACACUUACUUGCUUUGCACCAAAAAUUCUUUUGCUGUAGGCAACAGGGGGAAGAAGGAUGUGGCCUCUGAGACUUGUCUCCAAGAAAAUACCCAUCAAAGUUUAAAAGGAAAUGAAAGUAUUUUAAAACCAGAUGUGGUUGAAGAUUUGCUAAGCAUCCAGAAAAGGAUUAGAGGAGUUGAGAAGUUGAUGAUGGAAGAACUUGAAAGACGUAUGAAGCAAGAAAAUCUGACAGGAAACGUGGAAGGAGAAGCAGUAUCAGAAAUGACAGAGCACUCAAAUCUGGAAGCUGCUACUUAUCCAGAAAUUGACAACAAAAAGCUGGUGAUGAAAAUUAAGAAAGAUAACAGCACACGUGGCCAUAAUGCAUGGAGAACAAAAUCUCAAAAACGGUUGAUAAUGAUAGACAUUCCUCUCGAUAACUACAAGGAUGAUCCGGACUACAACAAGUAUUGUAAGAGAGAGCUCAGUAGAAGCAAUGACCAUAUGCUUGAGCUAUGUGAAACUGAUCAGCAUGAUGUUACUGAAGAUGCUAAACUGGAUUCUACUUCAGUAGAAGAUGUAAUCACAUGGCAUGACUCAGAAAAAUGUCAAAAUUACUCUUCAGAACUGGAGAGAGAGAAGGAACUAGGGGUUGACAAGCUAGAGCUAUGGAAGACUGGAAAAGAGACAAGUGAAGAUGGCAAGAGGAGGAUCUUGGAGAGGCUUGCCUCCGAUUCUCAGAAGCUGGCCAUUCUUAAAAUGACUCUGCAAGACUUGAAGAAAAAGCCGGAGACAAAGAAGAAAAGCAAUAAGGUAAACGAGAUUGAGUAUGAAGCUGUGAAAAGACACAUAGAAGAUGUUGAGGAAGCCGUCACGCAACAAAUUGGCAUGUAUGAUCAACUGGCAAGAGAUUUUGAACUGUGCACAGCCUCACCUUCAGACACAAACACAAGAAAGUUGGAAAAGCAGCAAGUACAAGUGAUAAGGAAGAAGUUAUCAGAACAGGCUCGAAGAGGUUCUGAGCAAAUAGGAAGGUUGCAGUUUGAAGUGCAGAACAUCCAAUAUAUUCUGCUCAAACUGGCUGAUAUGAAGAACAACAGAAUCUGUAGACCAACAACAGGUGUGUUGCUGAAGGAUUUUAUUCGCAUUGGGAGGAAAAAUAGCAGAAGGCGGCGCAAGGGGUGUGCUUGUGGAUGUUCAAAGCCUUCAACUAAUGAGGAAUAAGUAUGUUGUGAGUAAUUUCUUUGUUUGGGAUGUUUCUACAAGUAGCAUAUCAAUUGUUAACAUAGCUAGUGAAAUUGAAGGUUUGUCAUAAGAAAUAAGAGACUAUUCAAUUUAGACUUAUCUGAUCGUAGCAACUUAUUGCAAAUCUGUAUGUAUGUUUUAGCUUCCAUGAGAAUUGUACGAGUGACUUGUAUCAAGAAUUGCAUUGUAAUAAUCAAUAAAACUCUCCAUGCAAUCCUUAGUUUGCACUCUA